Salvia splendens (bonfire salvia) is the source of this 1122-nucleotide messenger RNA. RefSeq lists its product as uncharacterized. Lineage: Eukaryota; Viridiplantae; Streptophyta; Magnoliopsida; Lamiales; Lamiaceae. The coding region runs from base 18 to 1112 and encodes 364 amino acids. The record is from RefSeq and is a predicted model, not a curated record. The transcript has 2 exons.
UUCAUCUAUCCUUCACCAUGAAUCCCAAUUUUAUUUCUAGUUCUUCAUCUUCUAAUGAAGAUGGUGAAAAUUCUCAUAUGAUAUACACUUACAACCAAUUUAUGCAGGAUAUGCAACGUAGAAUCGACAACAACAUGUUGAUCCAAUACCUUCGUGACCAUCAAAGUCCACAAAUAUAUCGUGGAUCAGUUCCAGGGCAUAUUGUCAUCAACCGUGACCGAGAGGGUGCUCACGCUAGAUUGUACAAUGAUUAUUUUGCUGAUAAUCCAUUGUAUAAUGAAACCAUGUUUCGUAGGAGAUUUCGGAUGUCUCGUCCAUUGUUCCUUCGUAUUGUGGAUGCAGUUAAGGAACACGAUGACUACUUCGUGCAACGACCAGAUGGAACCGGAAGGCUUGGACUAUCAUCUCUUCAAAAGGUAACAGCUGUUAUUCGUAUAUUGGCAUACGGUGUACCAGAUGAUGCUUGUGAUGAGUAUGUGAAAAUAAGUGAGAGCAGUGCGAUCAAAAGUCUAAAACGUUUUUGUCGUGCAAUAAUAGAAGUUUUUUCAACGCAAUAUUUGAGAAGCCCGACAACUAAUGAUAUUGCUAGACCUUUAUAUAUUGGUGAGCAACGUGGAUUUCCAGGGAUUCUAGGUAGUUUAGAUUGUAUGCAUUGGAAAUGGAAAAAUUGUCCUGCAGGGUGGAGCGGUUCAUAUUCAGGUCGUAGUGGAAGUCCUACAAUUAUCCUUGAAGCUGUGGCAGAUUAUGAUCUUUGGAUAUGGCAUGCUUAUUUUGGAUUGCCCGGCAGCAACAACGACAUCAAUGUGUUAGAUUUCUAUUAUCUCACUCAAGGACCACUGCGGUAUUGGGAUAAAGAAGUGUUGCGUGACAUAAUGAUUACAUGUAUAAUUUUGCAUAACAUGAUAGUUGAAGAUGAGCGUGACCUGAGUUCUCCAAUCAAAGUUGCUAGACAUGCACCACAACCAGAAGUUGAGAUGACGACAAAUGAAGAUGUUCGAUUUCAAGAGUACUUGACUCGGUAUGCCGCAAUAAGAAAUAAAAAUGCACAUCUAGAACUUCGAAAUGCAUUAGUUGAUCAUUUGUGGGAAAAUUUCUCAAAUACGCAAUCUUGAAUUUUAGCUA